This is a messenger RNA of Scatophagus argus, 2639 nucleotides long. RefSeq names its product cyclic nucleotide-gated channel cone photoreceptor subunit alpha-like. Bases 100 to 2004 code for a protein of 634 amino acids. Gene Ontology annotation, cellular component: intracellular cyclic nucleotide activated cation channel complex; plasma membrane. Lineage: Eukaryota; Metazoa; Chordata; Actinopteri; Scatophagidae. The record is from RefSeq and is a predicted model, not a curated record. Gene Ontology annotation, biological process: monoatomic cation transmembrane transport. Gene Ontology annotation, molecular function: protein-containing complex binding; intracellularly cGMP-activated cation channel activity; cGMP binding. The transcript has 5 exons.
CUAAAGGUUAAUAUUAUGUCCAGGUAUUAUGUCCAUCUUUUUCUGCCUAAAGUGUAUCUGCUGAUAAAUGAGUAAAGUCAUUUGGUCAUUUUUCCAAGGAUGUCACACAUGGUGCACUUUGGGAAGAGCACUGUAAGCCCUGCAGAGACGAGUCUAAGAAUACAGACCACAGAGGACAACAUGAAGAGCAAGAGCAGGUUAACAAGACUGUACUGUGUAAAAGCUCCCCCCUCAGGCUCUCUGUCGCUACUGCACGACAACCCAAUUUUAUCUCAUCUGCCUCUGUUUGUGGAUAUUCACAGCAAAAAAGAUGACAAGAAGGAACCCAAAAAGGAUGAAAAGAAAGAUGACAAGAAAGAUGACAAGAAAGAUGACAAGAAAGAUGACAAAAAGGAUGACAAGAAAGAUGAAAAAAAGGAUGCUCCAAAGGAAGAACCAAAGGAGGUGUGGAUCAUGGACCCUGCGACAGAUAUGUACUACUAUUGGCUGUGUACAAUAUCCAUCCCUGUGUUCUACAAUCUGAUGUUGCUGGUGGCCAGGGCUUGUUUUAAUGAACUGCAGUAUACAAAUUCAACAUUGUGGAUGGUUUUGGACUACACCUCAGAUGUCCUCUAUUUUGCUGACACGUUUGUGAGAUCCAGAACAGGUUUUCUGGAGCAAGGAUUGCUUGUAAGGGAUGAGAAGGUCCUGAAAGAAAAGUACAUGAAGACACGCCAGUUCAGAUUAGACAUCAUAUCAAUAAUUCCCACUGAUAUUGUGUUCUUCAAAAUUGGAAUCAAUAACCCAGAGUGGAGGUUCAACCGUCUCUUUAGGUUAACCCGACUCUUUGAGUUCUUUGACCGGACUGAAACGCGAACCAAUUUCCCCAACAUCUUCCGAAUUGCUAAUCUUGUCCUUUACAUUAUCAUCAUUAUCCACUGGAAUGCUUGCCUGUACUUUGCCAUCUCUAAAGUGCUCGGCUUUGGCUCAGACACUUGGGUAUAUCCAGCCAUGAAGAAUGCUGAGUUUGCACGCCUGGCCAGGCAGUACAUCUACUGCUUUUACUGGUCCACUCUUACCCUGACCACUAUUGGCGAGACACCACCCCCAGUCCGAGAUAUUGAAUACUUUUUUGUGGUAGCUGACUUCCUCACUGGGGUUCUGAUCUUUGCAACAAUUGUAGGCAAUGUUGGUGCCAUGAUUUCCAACAUGAAUGCUGCACGUGUAGAGUUCCAGGCUAAAAUUGACUCUAUCAAACAGUACAUGCAAUUUCGGAAGGUGAGCAAAGACCUGGAGGCAAGGGUGGUGAAGUGGUUUGACUACCUCUGGACAGAGGAAAAAACCUGUGAUGAGAAGCAGGUGCUGAAGAACCUGCCUGACAAGCUAAAGGCUGAGAUAGCUAUCAAUGUACAUUUAGAGACCCUAAGAAAAGUGCGCAUCUUUCAAGACUGUGAAGCAGGUUUGCUUGUUGAGUUGGUCCUUAAACUUCAGCCUCAAGUUUUCAGUCCUGGUGAUUACAUCUGUAAGAAGGGGGACAUUGGAAGAGAAAUGUAUAUCAUUAAAGAAGGAAAACUAGCUGUAGUAGCAGAUGAUGGAGUUACCCAGUUUGUGGUUCUCAGUGAUGGGGCAUACUUCGGAGAAAUCAGCAUCCUCGGCAUUAAGGGAAGUAAGGCAGGAAACCGAAGAACAGCCAACAUCCGAAGUGUGGGCUACUCAGAUCUGUUUGCCCUGUCCAAAGACGACCUGAUGGAGGCACUCACUGAGUAUCCUGAUGCUAAAAAUGCACUGGAGGAGAAAGGAAGGGCCAUCUUGAUGAAAGAUAAUCUCAUAGAUGAGUCACUAGUUGCUGCUACUGACGCCAAAGACUUGGAGGAAAAAGUCAAUCACAUUGAAGCAAGUUUGGAGGUCAUUGCAGCCAAAUUUCGAAAGCUGACAGACCAUUAUGAAUCCUCCCAGCGUAAAAUCAAGCAGCGACUCAGUAAUAUGUCGAAUGAGGUUCAAACCCUCAGAUUAGAUAAUGAGUAGAGCUUAGUUUAGUAUUACUACUGCCAGGGAUGUCUGUACUUCAGAACGUUUGUUCUGAGGCUUUCCUACAGUACUGUGGGGCUGUCGCUGUCUCCACUCAUUAUCCCAUAUCUGGUAAAAUCGUAACCUUGCCUUGAAAGUUGACCACAAAGAUAUGCAUGGGGCUGGACACCAGAAUGCUUGGUCAGAUUCUCGUGUUUACUUGUCCUUUAAACAGACUUUAUCUCAUUUACACCAUCACAUUGUACUUUAUUUUUGUAUCACUACUAUAGUUGUUUGUGUGAUGCAGUUGAGGUUGAGAUGAUUUGUAAUUUUGUUACAUUUAAAUAAAAAGUUUUAGAGAAAACAAUUUACUGAGUUACAAAGGGCAUCAAAAAAUGUAUAAUUUCAGUAUCAGGUCUAAAUUUGGUGUCAUAUUUGCAGCUGUGAUGAGGUAGUUUGGAUGAUGCUCAGCCCUACCUAUGCAUUUUUGGGAUCAAAAAGAAAAGCAUGCCACAUGUUCAUGUAGAGCAAUAAAAAACCACUAUGACUACAACUUUCUCUAGAUCUUGUGUCACAUGCAGAUUUCACCAUGCAAAACUAUAUAGGUGAUAAAAAAAAUGUAUUUUACUUUCAUUUCCGCUUGUGAUAAAUGC